Messenger RNA from Purpureocillium takamizusanense, 1463 nucleotides. It is a transcript of the gene dot2, whose product is annotated as ESCRT II complex subunit Dot2. Gene Ontology annotation, cellular component: ESCRT II complex. The transcript has a single exon. Gene Ontology annotation, biological process: protein transport to vacuole involved in ubiquitin-dependent protein catabolic process via the multivesicular body sorting pathway. Lineage: Eukaryota; Fungi; Ascomycota; Sordariomycetes; Hypocreales; Ophiocordycipitaceae. The record is from RefSeq and is a predicted model, not a curated record. Bases 112 to 1029 code for a protein of 305 amino acids.
CCACCACCACCACCGAGGCUAGCUUUACACCUUACCAUUUUACCGAGAACCACGAACAGACGAGGCACAACAACCCUCACCUUCUGUCUGAACGCGCAACCCCCCCACGCCAUGUCGCGCAAGGGCGUGGGCAUCGGCGCCUUCGACCGGUCGCGCGUCACGUCGGCGCACUACGCCUCGCACGGCUCAUCCCUGCGCGCGACCAACGCGCAGGCACUCGAGACGCAGCUGUCCGUCUUCCGGUCGCUGCUGCAGCAGUUUGCGCAGACUCACGCCAAGGACAUCCGCUCCGACCCGUCGUUCCGCGCCCAGUUCGCGCGCAUGUGCACCGCCAUUGGCGUCGAUCCCCUCGCCACCAGCAGCAGCAGCGGCGGCGGUUCUGGCAGCGGCUCGUCGUCGAUAUGGGCGCAGCUGCUCGGCAAGACGGUCAACGACUUUUACUUUGAGCUCGCGGUCCGGGUGGUGGAGGUGUGCGGCGCGACGAGGGGCGAGAAUGGAGGGCUCAUUGGCCUGCGCGAGGUGCGCGAGCGCCUAUCCCCCUCGGCGGCGGCCUCUGGAGGAGGAGGAGGAGGAGGAGGAGGCGGCGGCGGCGGCGGCGGCGGUGGUGGCACCAGUGGCGACGGCAUAAUAUCCGAAGACGACGUGCGGCGUGCCGUGGAGACGCUCCGGCCCCUCGGCGGCAGCUACGGCAUCGUGCGCGUCGGGCGCAAGGAGUACAUCCGCAGCGUGCCGCGCGAGCUGAGCGGCGACCAGGCGGCGGUUCUCGAGGCCGCCCAGGUGCUCGGCUACGUGAGCGUCACCAUGCUGCGCGACAACCUCGGCUGGGAGGGCGCCCGCUGCCGCACCGUCAUCGACGACCUCGUCGCCGAGGGCAUGCUCUGGGUCGAUAAGCAGACGCGCGGCGAGUGGGAGUACUGGAGCCCCAGCUUCAUGCUCGACGCCCCCGCCCCCGACCCCUAUGACGAUGACGCCGCCUUGGACGGGCCUGUUGCUGUGGCUGCUGGUGUGGUGACCGUCGAGGGUGGCUGAGGCAUUCGUUGCUUUGGUGACAUCGGCCAAAGAAACUAGACAUUACGACUCGACGAUCAGAACACUAGACGGGUGGCACAAAAUUGAUACCCAAUAGUCCUGAUGACAUGACCCAGGGGAAGCCGACCACGCCUGAUGGACGCAGAGUAUCAAGGCUCAAGACUUAAGGCGACGCAGCGGCAACGCAUAGUCAAAUACUCACCGCUGCAUGGCACUGCACACCGGACUCAGCGCGUUCUAGACAGAAUCUAGAUUAGGAGACAAUAUCUAAGCCGAGGAACAUCGCGCAACUAGAUAUAAAACAGCAGAUCCGAGCCAAAAGGGGUUUGUACAUGGCGUUUUCUCCCAUCUCCGCGCAGGCAUCGUUAGCGCAACAUCCACCCUCUUGUCUCAUGUCUCUCCUCCCUCUACAUGGACCUCGCCUGUCAUCAGCU